Molecule: messenger RNA, 1401 nt
Organism: Sesamum indicum (sesame)
Lineage: Eukaryota; Viridiplantae; Streptophyta; Magnoliopsida; Lamiales; Pedaliaceae
Source: RefSeq, a predicted model, not a curated record
GGUGCAAUUUCCCAAUUCUGAAAAAUUCGAUCAUCUCCUAAAUAUCCACUGCCCUUUAACGGCAAUGAUUGAGCAAUGACCCUCAAACAAAUCCAGAAGUUGAAGGCUCAAAUCUCCGUAGGCUCGUCUGUGCACAGACAUUCGCACACUCCGCGUGAAGUGUGUGUUCUUUUGGGUCUUGCCGGACAUGAGCCUCCUCCGAAGAACCUGCGCAAGAUUCUCCCCCCAAGUUCAGGUAUUGGCGAAAAGGUCCCUAACAUCUCUCAAACUUCACGGGGAAAGUCUUGAUGAUAUCACCUCCCCUGCUCUUAUCCAUGGCAUUCAUGUCUUCCACUGCCCUGAUGAAGUGGGAAUUGUGGCCAAAUUAUCUGAAUGCAUAGCUUCAAGGAGUGGCAACAUUCUUAGUGCUGAUAUUUUCGUGCCAGAAAAAGAGAAUGUCUUUUACUCCAGAAGUGAGUUCGUCUUUGAUCCUGCUAAAUGGCCACGGGAGCAAAUGGAUGACGAUUUCUCAAAGCUUUCAAAAAUGUUCAGUGCAAUGAGAUCUGUUGUUCGCGUGCCCAGCUUGGAUCCUAAAUAUAAGAUUGCAGUCCUUGCUUCGAAGCAGGACCAUUGCCUUGUUGAUUUGCUGCAUGGGUGGCAGGACAGAAGACUCCCAGUUAACAUCACAGCUGUGAUAAGCAGCAAUCAUGAUAGAGGUCCAAACACCCAUGUGAUGCGAUUUCUUGAAAGGCAUGGAAUUCCUUACCAUCAUUUGGACACAACUAAAGAAGGCAAAAGAGAAGAAGAUAUCUUGAAUUUGGUUAAGGAUACAGACUUCUUAGUACUUGCUAGAUACAUGCAGAUUCUCUCAGGAAAUUUCUUGAGAAGUUAUGGGAGGGAUAUUAUUAAUAUUCAUCAUGGGCUACUGCCCUCCUUCAAGGGUGGGAAUCCAUCUAAACAGGCCUUUGAUGCUGGUGUGAAAUUGAUUGGUGCAACAAGUCAUUUUGUCACCGAAGAGCUUGAUGAAGGCCCCAUCAUUGAGCAAAUGGUGGAGAGAGUUUCCCACAGAGAUAACUUGCGGAGUUUUGUACAGAAAUCUGAGAACUUGGAGAAGCAAUGCCUUGCAAAAGCAAUAAAGUCAUAUUGUGAACUGCGAGUUUUGCCUUACGAGAAAAACAAGACUGUUGUAUUCUGAGGCUGAUGAUGCAUGGUGGACGUAGAAGCUAAAAUUUUGUGCCUGGUCGAGUCAGUUGAGAAAAGUGAAAUUCUUGAAAUUUCAUCGUCAUUAUCUUCCAGCAUGAACAUGUACUGGACUUGAAGAAAUUUGGUUUCAAAUUUAUCAUCAAAUGUUUGUGGAGGACAAAUAAUUUGCCUGAAAUGAAGGUAGAUAGUAGAUAAUUUGCAUGAAACGUGAUGACAGUA